GUCGCGUGCUUUCAUGUUAAUAGCUAACGUUUUGUUAGACACAAUAUAAAACUAUAGCCUUGUAAUUAGGGUGUUAACAUUUUUCUCAACUACCAACUGUUUCGGCCUUAACAUCAGUCCUAAACCGGGUUUAGUUGGUGUCAGCGGCGUCAGUUAAAAAGCUAGCUUGAAUCACUUAAACAAAGAGGUAACGUUAAUAGCAUAAUAUAAGUAGCCUAUCAGAGCUUGAACGUUAGCUAUAGCUAGAUCUGCCCCUGUUUUGACAAGCGUUUCCUCUUUCACUUCAACCACAAGCUGAUACUACAGACACAGCAUUGCACACACACACACACACACUCGCACUGCUCGCUGAACAGAUAAGCCACAGACACAUCCCCUUGUAGCAGCCUGCUGUAACGUUAUAAACCUCCACAUCUCGGCAAGCCUUUAACAGCUGCUUCACAGUUCACACACCAGAGGAGGAACUCGGGAUCAGUCUGAUUUGAACAAUUCCGACGUGGAAAAAGGAGGAUGGAGCCAUUUAAGGUGUCCCACUGGAUUGUGUGACUAAUAUCUUAUUUUAAAUUGUAUGAGUCACGGUUUAAGUUUCAACUAUUUUCAUAAUUGAACCACUGAGGGUGUGUCUGGGACGGUCACAGUUAGGCUACUACUACGGCAUGCAGGAUGGGCCAAACUCGCUCGGAUCUAUCGCACACCACAGCCACCCCAGGCAAAGCGAAGUGGAAAGCAGGCGAAACAGCCCAUCGACUCAGUCUCUGCAGAUCUAGGAGCGGAGAGAAGCGACGGGGUGGCCAGUUGAACAGGAAUCCGAUGAAAAAUAAAGUGUUAUCGUGUCUGGGAAGGAGAAAGCGAGACUCUAGCCAAACAGAAGCGGAUUUAGGUUGCGGAAACGGAGCCGGAGAUCCAGCAACGCGCCGCGAUCACCGAGUAGGAAAGUUGCCGAGGGACGAGGUUGUCUCGGCGGGUGAGGAACAUCGAGCAUCCCCGGGUUGUUUUGAGUCACCAUCUGGCGUCGAUGAUAAUGUCGAAGCUAUCCAACACGCCGUGAACCGAGAGGCAGCGGCUGGGUCGUCCGAUGCGUCAGGUUUGGAAACGCAGACCGGUGAAGUCAGCGGUGCUGGCAGCGAAGAGCCGAAACCCGAGCGAGAGGACAAUGCUUCGGAACCUCCGACGGGAGCCAUGGAAGACCAGCCACUGUGGGGAAACUACCAGCAUCGUAUUGUGACUGAGGCUCGUGAAUUAACGCGGACUAGUCUGAGUUCAGCCCCGCUGCUCACAUCUGACCCCGACACUGAGCGGACUUUCUCCAGCUUGUCCCCAGAUCAGCCUUUGGACAGUGGACUGUCGGUAACAGGCGAUCACGCCGAGGCUAAAAUGACAAAAAGUGAGUGCAGCUGUCCGGUUGAAAGUGAGAGUCGAAAAAAUUCAGAUCAGGCCCCUCGGGGUCCCCCAGGAAGCCAACGUUUCCCAGGAACCAUACCGAAACUCAUCAUAACUAGAGACCCCAGUCCGACCCGCUCUCAGGACACAUCGGCCCUGCUGACCGCCCGAACGGAGCUCGGCACCGGCUCGUGUCUGGAACCUCAGCCAGAUGAUGAGUCCCCCUGCUCGGACAGCGGCUGCGGAGGGUCCCCUGCGCUGAUGCGCUCUCCGAGGAAGCUGUCCAACUCCUCCUCCAUCGGUCUGUCCUCCGCCUCGUCCUUCGAGGAGUCCGAGGACGACUUCACUGGGAGCGACAUCGAGUCCAGUCUGUCUCCGGCCCGGUCUUUGUGUAGCCCGGACGAUUGCACAGGGAAUAAGUCCUGGCAGAAAUUGAAGACCAUGGUCCACUGGUCCCCCUUCGUCGUGUCCUUCAAGAAGCGUUACCCAUGGGUGCAGCUCGCUGGUCACGCAGGUAACUUCCAGGCUGGGGAGUACGGCCGCUUGUUGAAGCGAUACUGUGAGUGUGAGCAGCAGUGCCUACAGAAGCUGAUGAAGGACACUCUGCGCCCCCAUGUACCAGGUUAUUAUGGGGUAGUACAGAGAGACGAGCAGGACUAUAACCUGAUGGAUGACCUGCUGGCUGACUUCGACUCGCCCUCCAUCAUGGACUGUAAGAUGGGCAGCAGGACGUACUUGGAGGAGGAGCUGAUAAAAGCCAGAGAGCGUCCACGUUUGCGGAAGGACAUGUACGAGAAGAUGGUGGCAGUGGACCCCGGGGCCCCCACAGAGCAGGAGAGGGCCCAGCAGGGAGUCCUCAAACCCAGAUACAUGCAGUGGAGGGAGACGCUCAGCUCCACAGCCACCCUGGGCUUCCGCAUCGAAGGCAUUAAGAAGUCUGAUGGAACUUGUAACACCAACUUUAAGAAGACGAAGCACAGGGAGCAGGUGAUGCAGGCCUUGAAGGACUUUGUAGCUGGUAACACUAAGAUUCUGAAACUCUACCUGCAGCAGUUGGAGGAACUUCGAUCCGUUCUUGAGCAGUCUCACUUCUUCAGGACACACGAGGUCGUCGGCAGCUCUCUGCUGUUUGUGCACGACGCCUCGGGGAAUGCCAGAGUGUGGAUGAUCGACUUUGGGAAGACGGUUCCCCUGCAGGCCCCUCUGACCCUGGACCACAGGACCCCCUGGAUGGAAGGCAACAGGGAGGACGGCUACCUGUGGGGACUGGACAACCUCAUAGACAUCUUCAACAGUAUGCUCCCACAGACACCUUGAGUGAAGGACUCAGAAGACUCCAAUGAAACAUUGGUCCAUGUCCAGAUGGUGGAAGAGAUACAAGAUCAGGAGAGUUUGGAGAAAAGAAUAAAAGAUUACACAACCUGAGACUGACAGAGGAAGGAUUAGAAGAGUGCCAGCGGUUUGAUUUUUAUGACCCACACAAUGAUCCAAAUGUCUUUAUUCCAUGUUACUUGUACUUAAGAAGAGGAUGAACGAAGGCAAACACUUGAUUUCUUUUGCAAAGUGUAGGAUACCAAAGGACGACUUUAUGCAUAAUGCUCCAUUUGUGGAACUUGGGGACAGAUGACUUGCGAUGUGUUGAGGCAAACGGUAGUAGGAAGAGAAAGAGGGAGAAUUGAAUACAGAAUUGUAACUUUUGUUACAUGGGACUGUGGAGAGUACAGUCCUCCGAAUGCAUGGACCUCUGACAGUCACACAGACAUACAUUCAGUAUUGCUCAUCUCCCUCUGUUGGUUAGAGUUGCACUCAGCACUCUUGCAACCAUGAAGUUGAUUCAGAGGCAUAAAACCUUUUCACGCAGCCUUCGAGGAGCAUUGGGUAACGGGAGUUUACCACAUUCUUGUCAUGGACCACUUUCGAUGUUUAGGUAUACAGUAAACACUAAAACACUGGUCGGACUACGUGUUAACUAACUCAGUGUGUAAAUACAUUUUUAUUUAAUUUUUGUUUGGCCAUGGUAUACCCUCCUUACUUUGUUUGUACACUUUCUGUGCCUAGAGCUGUUUGAUCAUUCCAGUGCAGUGGACUAUUUUCUCUUCCAAAGAGGUCACCCAAGUGUAAACUGAUUUACAAUAUAAUCCCAAAGUUUAACUUCUUGCAGAAAAGCAUUUUCUAAAUUUGGAUUUGUGUAUGAUAAUGCAGUGAGUUUUUUUUUUUUUUCCUCCCUCUUUUAACUGUGCAGUAAUCAGCUUGGCAGCCAUGUUUUGUCUGGAAUUUGUUGCACUAUGGGUCCUCACAAAGCCAUUGAACAAAUCAGGCGGUGCCUUUGUGUCUUAAGAAUGGGGAGCAGCAGUCAAGUAUUGGGUUUACAGAUGCAGACAUGGAGAAGUGUAUAACAUGAAUUUAAUUUGUUAUCACUUCUCUCUGAUCAGUGUUGCUUUAGAUGAUCAGAUUAAUCUGAUCAGAUUGCUUCAGUUGCUUGCGGGGAGUUCUGCAGCAAAGCAGUGGUGUAACGGGUGAAAAGAAACUGGAAUUGGCCUACCUGGUUAAACUGCAGUCUGUUUAGGCUUUUAAGAGCUUUCACUUAUGUUCCAGCUUACACGUGAUCUUCAAACUGGAAAUGUGAAAUGUGUCUUAUGAUUCAACAGAUGACGCAUAAUCGAAUACAAGUCAAAAUCUCAUUUAGCUACAUUAAACAGGCUUGUAGGGUUGAAUUUUUGUAUACGGAAUGUAGUUUACAAAGAAACAACAUUGUUCUAUUUAGAUAGUAAGUCAGUGCUUAUGACCAUAUGUUUCAGUUCUUGACUGGAAUGCAGCCAUAACAGUGUCGAGUCUUCAAGAUGUACUUCGACAGUGUCAGGCAGCACUGAUUGGGCGUGUGCGUUAGCUAAACAUCUGACUUCAUGAAAUUGGAAUUCAAAUUCAAGUUUUUCCAGUUCCUGUGUUUACAAAGUGUUAUAUUUCUUUGCCCACAAAUCCUCUGUAUUUGUAAAAUGGCAAACUAUCAGGUUUUCAGACUGGGUGCUGCUUUAAGAAAAACUGGAUUCAUAACUACAUUUUGUAUUUUUAAAGGCAGCGUAUUUUAAAGUUGCAAAGCACAGACAGACUUUUGAAAAUUGAUAUUAAUUCCCUGCUUUGUCCAGCUCAUGGAUUGCAAUAAACUGGAAGUAAAGAGUUU
Molecule: messenger RNA, 4558 nt
Organism: Sander lucioperca (pikeperch)
Lineage: Eukaryota; Metazoa; Chordata; Actinopteri; Perciformes; Percidae
Gene: itpkcb
Product: inositol-trisphosphate 3-kinase Cb
Exons: 8
Coding region: 664-2697 (677 amino acids)
Biological process (GO): inositol phosphate biosynthetic process
Cellular component (GO): nucleus; cytoplasm
Molecular function (GO): inositol tetrakisphosphate kinase activity; inositol-1,4,5-trisphosphate 3-kinase activity
Source: RefSeq, a predicted model, not a curated record